This is a messenger RNA of Meriones unguiculatus (Mongolian gerbil), 6808 nucleotides long. It is a transcript of the gene Nuak1, whose product is annotated as NUAK family kinase 1. Gene Ontology annotation, molecular function: ATP binding; tau-protein kinase activity; protein serine/threonine kinase activity. Gene Ontology annotation, biological process: intracellular signal transduction; microtubule cytoskeleton organization; protein phosphorylation. The record is from RefSeq and is a predicted model, not a curated record. The transcript has 7 exons. The coding region runs from base 1496 to 3484 and encodes 662 amino acids. NCBI's taxonomy places the organism in Eukaryota, Metazoa, Chordata, Mammalia, Rodentia, Muridae. Gene Ontology annotation, cellular component: cytoplasm.
CAGCGCGGGUCGACUUGCAGAACACACCAGAUGUUCCGGUGCUCCUGUUCGCUCUUCCCCCAACGUAAUUUACACGAAAUUACUUUAAAAUUUUUCCCCUUAUAACUUCUUAUUUUUCCUCUCUUCAUCCUAGAAGAACCAGGGCAGAGUAGUUAGGAGGCCUUCCUGCCCGACCUUCACCCGGUGGGGUGAGAUCUGGCCUUUUUAGUCAAAGGAAAAUUCCCAUCGCCUGAGGGGGUCAGGAGGCCUGCAAGUUGCCUCUGGCUUGGACAAGGAAUUGCUCAGGAGGCUAUGGCCCUGGCCCAUCCUUGAGCCAUGGUUUGCCCACCUCAGAAAGGGUGGAGGUUCCACCCAUUUCUGAAAUGGGCAAGGGGUUCCAGCUCCAUCCAGUGCCUCUUCAGUAGCAGUCCCUGUCGGACUCCGGGACCACACGCCCUGGAGUGGGCAGGGUUCCUCCUUCGAGCCUCCCUUCUGACUCCGCCUUUCUCCCCGAGAGAACCGGGGUCCCGAGGCAUCCCUCCCGGGGACUUUCCAGGCUCUGCGGUUCCCCAAAGAGGGCGCUGCCCUAGCCCAGCCGGAGCGGCGGACCUGCAGGGCCCCGGUGGCGGGAGGGGGCCGUGACUCACCGCCGGUAACCCAACACCGCCGGGCCUCCUUUCCCCGGCCUCCCCCAGCUCCGGCGGGCCUCGCGGCCGCCGCGACACCAUAACAAACAUGAAGGGUGGCCCCGGAGGGUGCAGCCCCCGGCCCCAACGCGCGCGCCUGGGCCACCGGGCUGUGUGCGCGGUCGCCUCUGCGGCCUCCGGGCCCCGCGAGCUUCACCCGAGGCGGAUCGGCCCAAGCUAGUGGCGGACCGCCCGCAGUAACUGCGGAGGGUGAGUGCGGGACGCGCAGGGAGGGGACCGGCGCACUGAGGAGUCCAAUCCCCCUCCCACACCCCAACCGAGACCGUCCGUCCCCGCCCGGCGAGGACAAAGCGCCCGGCCGCCGCCCGGGCCUGCGCCGCGCCGCACAAAGGGUGAACGACGACACGCACCCCGCCCCCUCCCUGCGCGGUGGCCCGGCGCGGAGGUGGGGACACCCGGGCGCCCGCCCCGCGCUCCCCUCCAGCCCCGCCCCGUCUGCGCGUCCUCCCGGCGCGGGGGCGGGGGGCGCGGCGCCCCACAUAACACUCCCCUCCUGCGCGCCGAGCCACCCUCUCCCCUCCUCCUCGCGAACACCGCCGCCUCCCCUGACACCGCCGCCACCUAGCCGGACGCUCCGCAGAUUGCCGCGGCAGGCCGGGGGGCGGUGCGCCGAGCGUGCGCGCCCGGGACGCCAGAUGUGCGGUCUCCGCCGCCGCUAGUGCCCCAGCGGCAGCCAGAGCCAGGUCGGGUCGUCUCGGCAAUGCUGCGGGGGCGACCUUGAACGCACCCUGGUUUCCCUCGGUGGGGACCACCCCGAGUCCCCGUGCCCAGUCCUGCCUUCUCCAGCCCGGCUUGCUCCGCGCUUGGUCAUGGAAGGGGCGACCGUGCUCGCGGCAGGGGAUGGCCCUGCGGUGGAGACCGGGUUGCCCGGUUCUCUGCGGGAGGCGGUGGCUGAGGCGACUGCCGCCCCAGCGGAGCCCAGGAAGCCUCACGGGGUGAAACGACAUCACCACAAGCACAACUUGAAGCAUCGUUAUGAGCUGCAAGAGACCCUGGGCAAAGGUACCUACGGCAAAGUCAAGAGAGCCAUCGAGAGGUUUUCAGGCCGAGUGGUUGCUAUAAAAUCCAUCCGUAAGGACAAAAUUAAGGACGAGCUAGACAUGGUUCACAUCAGACGAGAAAUUGAGAUCAUGUCAUCCCUCAACCAUCCUCAUAUCAUCAGUAUUUACGAAGUGUUUGAGAACAAAGAUAAGAUUGUAAUCAUCAUGGAAUACGCCAGCAAAGGAGAGCUGUAUGAUUACAUCAGUGAACGGAGACGCCUCAGUGAAAGGGAGACCAGACACUUCUUCCGGCAGAUCGUGUCUGCUGUGCACCAUUGUCACAAGAACGGCGUGGUCCACCGGGACUUGAAGCUGGAGAAUAUACUCCUUGACGACAACUGCAAUAUUAAGCUCGCUGACUUUGGGCUCUCCAACCUGUACCAGAAGGACAAGUUCUUGCAAACGUUUUGUGGGAGCCCUCUCUAUGCAUCUCCUGAGAUUGUCAACGGCAGGCCUUACCGAGGGCCAGAGGUGGACAGCUGGGCUCUGGGUGUCUUGCUUUACACUCUCAUUUAUGGAACGAUGCCCUUCGAUGGCUUUGAUCACAAAAACCUCAUCCGACAAAUCAGCAGUGGAGAGUACCGGGAGCCCACACAGCCCUCAGAUGCGCGAGGACUCAUUCGGUGGAUGCUGAUGGUGAACCCUGAUCGCCGGGCCACCAUCGAGGACAUUGCCAACCACUGGUGGGUGAACUGGGGCUACAAGAGCAGUGUCUGUGACUGUGAUACCCUUCCUGACUCUGAGUCUCCACUCUUGGCACGGAUCAUUGAUUGGCACCACCGUUCCACGGGGCUACAGACUGAGGCUGAAGCCAAGAUGAAGGGUCUGGCCAAGCCAGGAGCCUCUGAGGUUGUAUUGGAGAGGCAGCGGUCACUGAAGAAGUCCAAGAAAGAGAAUGACUUUCCCCAGUCUGGGCAGGACUCCGUACCUGAAAGCCCAUCCAAGCUGAGCUCCAAGAGGCCCAAGGGUAUCCUAAAGAAGAGGAGCAAUAGUGAGCAUCGCUCCCACAGCACUGGCUUCAUCGAAGGCAUUGUGGGCCCUGCCUUACCAUCUCCUUUCAAAAUGGAGCAAGAUUUAUGCCGGACUGGUAUCCCCCUCCCCAGUUCCCCGGAGGCAGAUAUGUCGGGGAAGAUCAGCCUCACACAGUCAGCCACGAUGCCCAAGAAAGGCAUCUUGAAGAAGACGCAGCAGAGAGAAUCUGGGUACUAUUCAUCCCCAGAGCGCAGCGAGUCCUCAGAGCUGCUGGACAGUAAUGAUGUGAUCAUCAGCAGUGGCCUCUCUUCCCCUUCCCCAGACCCAGCCAGGGGAGCUUCCCACAGCCUGUCCUGCCGGAGGAAAGGCAUCCUGAAACACAGCAGCAGGUACUCGGAUGGUGCCGCAGACCCCGCCCUCUCCGGCCCUGAAAUGCCCACACUGGAAUCCCUGUCAGCUACGGGUGUCCCCUCGGAUGGCCUCUCGAGGAGCUAUAGCCGGCCAUCUAGUGUUGUCAGCGAUGACAGUGUCCUGUCCAGCGACUCCUUUGACUUGCUAGAUUUGCAAGAGAAUUGCCCAGCCCGCCAGCGCAUCCGCAGCUGCGUCUCUGCUGAAAACUUCCUCCAGCUUCAGGACUUUGAGACACCCCACAACCGGCCCAGGCCGCAGUACCUGAAGCGGUACCGGAACCGGUUGGCAGACAGUAGCUUCUCUCUUCUUGCUGAUAUGGACGAUGUGACUCAGGUGUAUAAAAAAGCGCUGGAGAUCUGCAGCAAGCUCAACUAGCCCUUCAGGCACAGAGGGUGGGAUGGGAUGGUGGGUGGGUCUAAGGGAGGAGGGGAACAGAACUCAGCUAGCAGGCUGGUUACCUCUUUGCUGGCCAUGGCAACCGACUGGAAAAGGACCAGCAAUUUCUGGCCUGGCCAGUUUUCAAAGCCUUGAGUCAGCAUCUAAAAGGGAUGGAAACCAUUCUUUACUGUUUCUGCUGGCUGCCAGUAGGAACUGGCAUUCCCAUACAGCAUCUCACAUAGGAUUGGCUCUCCAGGGAGGGUGGUGUUGGCCACCAUGAAGUGGGAGAGGGGGCGUUAUAGGGAAGGGGGAUUUUCUACAAGUCAUCUAGACAUUUCCGGAGGAGGGGCAGAGAGACUGAGACAAAUCUGCUUUGAAUGAAUACCGUAGCAAGCCUGGUCUGAUUACAUGGGGGCUAGCAAGAUUUCAGCAACCUGAGUGUGAAUUGGCAAUUGAUUGAUAAUGUCUGUACUGUGUGCUCAGUUGAGUAGCCUAGGCACACCAGAGGGUGCUGUGAUUAGGUAUCAAUAACUGCCCUGGAAUCAGGAAUGGAAGCAGCAACAUACCUGACAUGGCCCUGGGAAGUAGGUGGAAGCGCCCAGCUUUUCUCUUCCUUCCUUCCUUCCUUCCUUCCUUCCUUCCUUCCUUCCUUCCUUCCUUCCUUCCUUCCCUCCCUCCCUCCCUCCUUCCCCUCCCUCUCUCUCUCUCUCUUUCUCUCUCUCUCUCUUUCUUUCUUAACGACAUUUGUUAAUUUGCUCCUGGACCUUGAGUGGAAGACAGAAGGACUUGCUUAGAGAGCGAAUGAGUUGAAUUCUGCUAAGGAAAUAGUCAAGUGGUGGUAAAUUUUUGGUUUCCUGGGAUAUGCCUUCUCUUUCUUGCCUUGUUUGUUGUUCUGACCUCCUGAAGGUGAGCAAGGAGAGAGAUGGCAGUGUGAGAGGCCAGGGCUUUGUGUGUGACCAGGCAAAGAGCUGUGGUCUUCGCACUGUUGGAUGGAAGGCAUGCCAGCAUGGGGCAACUUACUUUUUCUUAAAUGUCUCAGUAUUAACUGGAACCCUGCCUCUGGCUUCUCACCUGCAUAAAGGCUUUAAUUGGGUGUGAUACCAGGUUCACUGGCUCAGCCUUUGGCCCCCUCCACCCACAAGUGCAGAACCUUAACAGUAGAUAUAAUGCUUCUAGGGAGCUAGUGCAUAGUUGUAGUAUGUGGAUGAGGAAAAGUCCAGUUUGAUGGAAGAUUCAUGUCUCCUCAGACCUAAGUAUUCUGUUUUGAUCUCCUUCAGUUUGGGGGAGAAAACAAGUUCCAUCCAUCUAGGGAACAAGAUGUUGCAAGAGCAGAGUGUUUUGGGGAGGCUUACGACGUUUCCUCGGGAGCCAUACAGAUGGCUAUGGAGGAGGCAGAAGAGAGGUGUGUGACAGGGUGCUUAAAAAUGUUCAAGCUGGUUAUCUAAUCUUAUCUAAUCUCUGAACACUAAGAUGACAGGUGACGUCAUCCCCACCGAGGGCAUCUUAGGGAUACUGGAAGCUGAAAUGGUUUUUCUGGGCUGACCUAGGAAUCAACUGGCUUAGGUAAAUUAAAAUCCUUAUUCUAAGGUGGCUGCCUUCUGAGAACCUCUCAGAGAGGCAUGGGGGAGGGUGCAUCCUGGGAAAACAUGGAACCUGUCACAACACUGAGGACAGUUGUCACGGAGAUGUUGCUCUAGUUGGCAGGAGACUGCUCAUGGCAUCUCUGUGUGCCACCCACUCCAGCGUUUAGGCCCAUGCCUUCCCUUGGGCUGAGCUGAACAGGAUAUGGUGGGAAGCUGCUUCAAUCCUUUUCAGUUUCAACUCCUUCUUGAACUCUGAUAGGGGCAAAAAGGGGAAAAAAAAUCUAUAGGUAGAGAAUUGGGUUUGAGGGUUUGGAGGUGCAUACAUGGCAGCAUGCAACCUCUGAUCCCCCAUAUCUUUGCUUCUUUUCAUGAAUAGCCCCUGCUGCUACACUGUCCCCCCUCCCCGCCAGCAGGCAGCUGGUCUCCGGUAUACCAGCCAUUCCUGGUGGUUGGGACUUUUCCCUUUUGCCAGCUGAUUAUGUCUGUUUAGUAUUUCUGAUGACACAUUCUGAUGACUCCAUGAAGAAAACCAACCCCCUCAGCCCCCUCUCCUUCCCUAUCACCAGCGUGUUCUCUUUUGUCAGAACACUCAAAGACAGUGGAUUGUGAAGGGAAAACCAGAUGUCUCUCACCCAGAACAGAGGCUCUGGUGUGUCCUGUGUUCCAAGGCAGACAGUGAGUCCAGUCCAGGUCUACCUGGUUAGGUCCCAGGCACCUGCAGUGCUGCAAGCACUACAGUGGAGGCUGGGGAAGUACCUGAGAGGUUGCUCAAGGCCCUGCUGGGUUCCGACAUCUUCUGCUUCUAGCUAAGGUGCUUGCUGAAUGUCCCUGCAAGGAAAAGUUAGAAUAAAGAAGAAAGCCCUAAAGAGCAGCUUCCCGGUGAAGUCCUGUUAUCCCAACCAGCUAAUCUGCAGCCAAAAGAGGCAUGCUUGCCUCAUUUCCAUGGAGUCACCAGUGAGAGACACUGAUGACCUGAUGGGCAGAAGGGGAGUCGCUGUCAGCUCUCCUGGUCCUUCCUUCACUUCUGGGGCCCUUUCAUUGUCUUCGUUUACACACCUGCCAAAGGGGGUGGAAUUGUACAUUGUUUUACAGGUAAAUUUCAAGGCACAAUCCGUUUUUAGGAAAGUACUUCAAGACUCAAGGUGGCAUGACAAUGCUCAGUUUCCUCUGAGUUUUGGCCUCUGUUACCGUGUGCUCUAUGAUCGCUCUGCAGGGUGAAGUUCGAGCAUGUUUUGCCCAGGCAUGCUGUCUUGAGUACAAAUGUGAAGGACAGACGGACUGCUUGUUGCCAAACUGGAAAUAUUUUGUAGGGAUUAACUGGCAUGGUAUCAUUCCUAGGAAGGGGGAAAAAGAAAAGAAAAAAGGAAAGGAAAGGAGAGUGAGAGAAACUUGACUGCACAUUUUUUUUUAUCCAUGUUGUGACUUUUAUUUAAUUUCUAUAUUUUUUUGGUAAUAAAAAGUUGACUUUUUAAUUUGAAUUGUCUUUUUAUUUAUUGGUCUGAAAGGCAUGUCAAAGGGAUUAUAAUAAUAUAUUGGUGUAACUUAAUUGGUGCAGCAUGCUUUACGGCUCGGGUCAAAAUUGGUUUUCACUUAUUUGAUUAGUUUAAGAACAGCCUACAUGGAAAAGGGGGGAAAAGCUGGCUAAUUACCCAAAGUGUUCAUUUUUCAUUGGAUACUGAUUUUUGUCAUUUUUGUUUCUGUUUUUAUUUUUAAAUUAAAUAAAUUGCAAUGAACUGAA